This is a messenger RNA of Cannabis sativa, 2154 nucleotides long. Its product is annotated as protein SIEVE ELEMENT OCCLUSION B. Gene Ontology annotation, biological process: phloem development. The transcript is spliced from 4 exons. NCBI's taxonomy places the organism in Eukaryota, Viridiplantae, Streptophyta, Magnoliopsida, Rosales, Cannabaceae. The record is from RefSeq and is a predicted model, not a curated record.
AAAUUGCAUAUUUUAAAUAAAAUAACAUGUAUUUACAUACAAAACUAGAAAGUCUAAAUAGGAAACUAGAAGGGAAAAAAGAAAACUAACUAAGUACAAUUAAUCUUAAAUUCUACAUUGUACAACUCGUAUAUUCUAACAUCAACUAAUCCACAUUACUUAUUGUGUUUAUUUGAGACUUGAGAGUAGAUUGUUCUAGUUAUUGAUUUGUCUAAGGUUUCCUUAAUAAUAUUCUUCAUUAAAAAAGUAAGGAGAAUACUUAUAUUUAUAGUAGUAGAAAUUAGUCAAAUUAUAAGUUUAAAAAUAGAAUUAGACCAGUUUAUAUUUUUUUUUAUAAUGAAAUACGUAAAUAUAAUAGAAGAGAGUCUGUAGUCAUAUUCAAAUAUGUAGAACAAAAGUAAUGAAUAUAAAAUGACAAACUAAUGUUGUACACAAAUUUUUCACUUGUUGAGUUUCUUUUAUUUCUCUAUAUAUAAGCGAUCUUAUUUUAACUACUACGUACUUAUGUACGCAUUAGAAUUAAUGAUCACAUAUAAAUGUUAUUUUAGGGAAAACCCAUAUAGUUUGGAACCUUACAUCGAAAAAGUUAAAACUAGAUGCAUGGAUCUCAAACACAAACGACUCAUUUUUGAAGAAGACAAAGUGGAGGACAUUCGUUACUAUGAUCUCGUGAAAUUGUCAAAAAGUCCUACAACGGGAGUAAAGAUCCUUACACAACUGGUUUCACCUCUGGGUUAUGUUCAUGAUCUACAACUUUUUGAUGGCUCCAAGGAAAACUCUAAUAUGGUACCAAUGGACAUUGUGCUAGAGAAGACAAAAAAGCUACUCUUGGUGUUGGGGUCAAAGCAAAACAUGUCUAAUGAUGAUAUUGACCUACUCAGACGCAUUCAAUUUGAGAAAAUAAAGAAUGAGACAAAUACUUGUGGUGGUGAUGAUGAAAAGUAGUGUGCAAUUAUUUGGCUGCCAAUAGAUAAAGAUCAUAAUAACCUAAUAACAAAUUCAUCAAUAGAUGAGAGCUUUCUAAAAUCGAAGAACAUUGAAUGGUAUACUUUAAAUAAGUAUGUUUCUGACCAAGGAAGCCUCAAGUUCUUGGAGGAAAAGUGGGAUUACAAGGGCACUAGUCCUAAUGUUGUUGUGAUGGACGUGCCCACAGGCAAAAUUGAAAACACAGAUGUCUUCUACGCCAUGCGUCUUUGGGGCUUAGAUACCUUUCCUUUUGACCAACACUCACUCCAAAUAAAACGCAAACAAAUGAGUUUUCUUUUCAACGACUUCUCCUUUCCUUCCAAACAUUAUUUAGCUAACUGGAUCCAAGAAGAUGAAUACAUUAUCUUGCAUGGAGGAAAAGAUGAGAAUUGGGCCAAAGAGAUUGAAGGAAAAAUAAAUUUUUUCAAUGAGAAUGUUAAUGUAGAUCAUAAGAUUAAGCAUCUCAACAUUUAUAAAGAGAAAGUUGAGGUGAGCUUUGAAGAGCUAUUUUGGAGAGGUGUGUAUUGUUGGUCAAUAAAAUCAAACAAGGUUCAAAAUGAUUCUUAUGAUGACAUGAAAAAACAACUAGACAGGCUAUGUUGUUUAGCGAAAGCCAAAGUAGGAUGGUUUGUGCUCAACAAAGGGCCAGUCACAAUACUCAUUGGCUCGCAACAGACGUUGGAGAAAAUGGUGGAGGACAUAAAAAUUUGGAAGAACAAUGUUAAGAAAAAUACUUUCGAAGUUGCUUUCAAAGAGUUUCACGAAAAGAUUUUUGACAACCUUCAUCAAGAUCAAGGCUUUGGUAUGGAGAACAAAAAGACUACUUUAGGAAAAGAUAACAGUGAAGAUUGUUGCAUCAUUGAGUAUCCAACCGAGGAGGGGAAGCUGAGAAUUACGAUGGAUUGCCCUAACUGUCAUCAACUCAUCAAGAAGAGUAUUAUUGUCAAUUAUAUGUGCCAGAAAUAAAUAAAUAAAUAAAUCAUGAAUAAUCUAAGUAAUGGAUCGUUACAACACUAUAUGUAUUGCAAUUUAUAGGAUUUGGAAAAAAUAUGGCUCUAUUUUGAGACUUUUCUUCACUUAUAUUUUUUAAUUAAAUAAUAAAAUUAUCAAACCUAUUACUUGUGACUUUUAUAUACAAAAGUAUGAAUAAAAUGUUAGAAUAAUACUUUUGUAUAAAAUAAUAUAUUA